Molecule: messenger RNA, 776 nt
Organism: Nipponia nippon (crested ibis)
Lineage: Eukaryota; Metazoa; Chordata; Aves; Pelecaniformes; Threskiornithidae
Gene: CREBL2
Product: cAMP responsive element binding protein like 2
Biological process (GO): regulation of DNA-templated transcription
Cellular component (GO): nucleus
Molecular function (GO): DNA-binding transcription factor activity
Source: RefSeq, a predicted model, not a curated record
GGUGCGGGGCCGGAGCUGGCGGCACACAUGGAUGACAGCAAGGUGGUUGGAGGCAAGGUAAAGAAACCAGGCAAGCGAGGUCGUAAACCAGCCAAAAUAGACUUGAAGGCAAAGCUUGAAAGAAGUCGUCAGAGUGCAAGAGAGUGCAGAGCUAGGAAGAAGCUGAGGUACCAGUACCUGGAAGAGCUGGUUUCAAGCAGAGAGCGAGCCAUCUGUGCUCUUCGGGAAGAGCUUGAAAUGUACAAGCAGUGGUGCAUGGCGAUGGACCAAGGGAAAAUCCCCUCUGAAAUAAAAGCCCUGCUAACUGGAGAGGAGCAGGGCAAAGCACAGCAGAACUCAAUCAAACUGGCCAAGGCUGGGAAGACAGAAGCAAACAGCAGCAAUCCCUGAGGCAGAAUGCAGAACCUUCCUCACUGCAACAGAGAUAGCUUGGUAGCUAGCAGAAGAAUGCUGUUGUCAGAGAAGUGGAUGCAUCCUCGGGUGCAGGGGGAAGGAUCCAAGUCCGUUGGCUUCUUUUUGCUCCUCCCCACAUGAAACUGAUUUUUGGUGUUCCUAAGCCUGCAUGGAGUGGGGUUUUGGGGGUAAUAAGUGUUUGUGUAAGCGGAGCCUUGUUCUUCCUUUCUCUACACCACCUUCCCCAAAUACAGCUAUGGCAGCUUUUGGGCAUUCCCAAUAAGAGGCAGGGGCUGUUUUUGUGUCAGAGCCCAGAGUUAGACUGGCUUUGUGGUCAGUAGUUAUGUGGUUGGUAACCGUUGUGGGAGUCUGAGAGGUUUUUU